CAAGGGAUAGGUUCGCCGAGCGUCUACCACGCUGUCAUAGUCAUCUUCCUGGAGUUUUUCGCUUGGGGACUCCUGACGGCGCCCACGCUGGUGGUUUUGCAUGAAACCUUCCCAAAACAUACAUUUCUAAUGAAUGGUCUAAUUCAAGGAGUAAAGGGCUUGCUCUCGUUCCUCAGUGCCCCGCUCAUAGGUGCCCUCUCUGAUGUGUGGGGACGAAAGUCCUUCUUGCUGCUAACGGUGUUCUUCACCUGCGCACCAAUACCACUAAUGAAGAUCAGCCCAUGGUGGUACUUCGCCGUUAUCUCCGUCUCCGGAGUUUUUGCAGUGACGUUUUCUGUGGUUUUUGCAUAUGUAGCAGACAUAACCCAAGAACACGAAAGGAGCAUGGCCUAUGGCUUGGUUUCGGCAACUUUUGCGGCAAGUUUAGUUACCAGCCCUGCUAUCGGUGCCUACCUUGGUCGAGUGUAUGGCGACAGCUUGGUUGUGGUCCUGGCUACGGCAAUAGCCGUGUUGGACAUCUGUUUCAUCCUCGUGGCUGUACCAGAAUCGCUGCCAGAGAAGAUGCGGCCGGCGUCCUGGGGAGCACCCAUCUCGUGGGAACAGGCUGACCCUUUUGCAUCACUGAAGAAAGUCGGCCAGGACUCAGUUGUGCUGCUCAUCUGCAUAACAGUCUUUCUUUCCUACCUCCCGGAGGCAGGUCAAUAUUCCAGCUUCUUCCUAUACCUCAGACAGAUAAUGGGAUUUUCAUCUGAAAGCGUUGCAGCAUUUAUAGCAGUCCUUGGGAUUCUUUCCAUUAUUGCACAGACAAUAGUUUUGAGUUUACUUAUGCGCUCCAUUGGAAAUAAAAAUACCAUCCUGCUGGGCCUCGGAUUUCAGAUACUCCAACUUGCGUGGUACGGCUUUGGAUCAGAACCGUGGAUGAUGUGGGCAGCCGGAGCUGUUGCGGCCAUGUCCAGCAUCACCUUCCCAGCUGUGAGCGCCCUGGUCUCACGAACGGCGGAUGCUGACCAGCAGGGUGUUGUUCAAGGGAUGAUAACAGGAAUUCGAGGACUGUGUAAUGGUCUGGGACCAGCACUUUAUGGUUUUAUAUUCUAUAUAUUUCACGUUGAACUCAAUGAGCUCCCCAUGCCCGAGUCGCCAUCAGGAGGUAGUGGGGUCACGCAAUACCACUUACAACAGAAUUCUAUAAUUCCCGGGCCCCCGUUCUUGUUCGGAGCGUGCUCUGUGCUGCUGGCAUUACUCGUUGCCUUGUUUAUUCCCGAACACACGAACCUAAACGUCCGAUCCGGCAACUGGAAGAAACACUGUGGCAGCCACGGCCAUCCCCACAGCCCCCAGGCUCCUGGUGAAGCUAAAGAACCAUUACUGCAAGAUACAAAUGUAUGACAAAAAGCCAGGAAGAGCUUUUAGACUGUUUUUUUUCCAUCAGCAGUUUGGGAUACACAUUCCAAUUCCAUAAAAAAAUGUAAUUUCUUAAGGUAAUCUUAAGAAGUAUCUUUCUGCAUGAAAUUUGUAGGAAUUUUUUUUAAAAAAAGAGGACGUUUCUCCAAAGAUGUUGCCAUUGAGUUAAUAAUUUGCUUUUAAAAACCAAGCUGUUACAUACUGGUCUCUUGCCAUGAAACACUGUUACGGCUAAGCUUGACGUU
Pelecanus crispus (Dalmatian pelican) is the source of this 1646-nucleotide messenger RNA. Lineage: Eukaryota; Metazoa; Chordata; Aves; Pelecaniformes; Pelecanidae. The record is from RefSeq and is a predicted model, not a curated record.